GCAAACUGCUGACGUCACUCGCACCUAGCAAACGCAGGCCCGUUCCACAGAAUCAGAGGAGGGGGCGUCCGUCCGCUUCGUCGCCGAUCUCGCUUCCGCCGCAGCAAAUCCCCAACCCGCGAGCAGAUUCGCGCCGAACUCGCGGCUAUUUGAUGAGAUAACCUCUCGGCCGCCUGACCUCGGGUGCCUUCAGUCGCGAUGCUGCGGAAGGUGGCCGGCGUCUUCCUCGCCUGCGCCGCGCUCUACCUCGCCUUCUCCUCCUAUGUCCGCCGCGAGAGGAUUGCAGAUGUUCAGUUACCAGCAGUUACUCACAGGGUGUACCUGGAUGUAGAAAUUGAUGGCCAAAAUAUAGGUAGAAUUGUUAUUGGUCUUUAUGGGGAAGUUGUGCCAAAAACAGUUGAAAAUUUUAGAGCCCUUUGUACAGGUGAAAAGGGUGUUGGGCCCAAGGGUAAAUCUCUUCACUAUAAAGGAACACCAUUCCAUCGAAUCAUUCCAGGUUUCAUGAUUCAGGGUGGUGACAUAGUUAGAGGUGAUGGGAAAGGGAGCGAGUCUAUAUAUGGAGGUACCUUCCCAGAUGAGAAUUUCAGUGUGAAACAUACACAUCCAGGUGUUGUUGCUAUGGCAAAUUCUGGAACUGACUCUAAUGGGUCCCAGUUCUACAUAACCACAAUUAAGACAUUCUGGUUGGACGGGGAGCAUGUUGUAUUUGGCAGGGUGAUUCAAGGAAUGGAUUAUGUCUACGCCAUUGAAGGGGGUGCCGGAACAUACAAUGGCAAGCCGAGGAAGAAGGCCCUGAUCACUGACUCUGGUGAGAUACCCAAGGAGAAAUGGGGCGAGGAAAUCCAGUAGGCUGCUUGGUCUUUUUUUAGCAGGUAGUUGGCUGCUUGGUCUGUUCUGUUGCUCCUGGACAUCUUGACACUACGUGCUUUCUUGACCGGUCUUCUUCGCACCCCCGCUGCGCUUCAGGCGAGAAUUCUAAAAUGUUGUAGUACAUUGUAGCCAGUGUAUAGCUUGUGGAAUCCUACUUGUCUCUGAACUUGUACUGGUAUGCAUGACAAGCAAGUUUAGUUACUGAAUCUGCUUACCUUAGGCUUGCUAUGCAACGAAGUAGUACGAAACUGGUGACUACUCCGGAGAAUGGAGAUUAUCUGGAUGUGAUUUCCGUUUCUUGUGUUGUAUGCAAUGCUUCAUAAAUGCAUAUAAUAAGACUCGACGGCAUAAUCACUAA
Brachypodium distachyon (stiff brome) is the source of this 1228-nucleotide messenger RNA. RefSeq names its product peptidyl-prolyl cis-trans isomerase CYP21-1. Gene Ontology annotation, molecular function: peptidyl-prolyl cis-trans isomerase activity. Gene Ontology annotation, biological process: protein folding; protein peptidyl-prolyl isomerization. The record is from RefSeq and is a predicted model, not a curated record. The coding region runs from base 199 to 849 and encodes 216 amino acids. Gene Ontology annotation, cellular component: intracellular membrane-bounded organelle. Lineage: Eukaryota; Viridiplantae; Streptophyta; Magnoliopsida; Poales; Poaceae. The transcript is spliced from 7 exons.